This is a messenger RNA of Clonostachys rhizophaga, 471 nucleotides long. Lineage: Eukaryota; Fungi; Ascomycota; Sordariomycetes; Hypocreales; Bionectriaceae. The record is from the annotation of a GenBank genome assembly.
AUGCCCAUCGCUGCGGGCCUCGUGACAACGUUUGAAGUUGAUACAAGCAUGAUCAAGCUCAUCAUGUACACUGCCUUGUGCGGCCUUGCCUAUGGGAUUGGUUUCUCAGGGCCUCAGAAUGCGGUACAGACUGUGUUGCCUGCAGACGAGAUCCCCUUGGGCAUGUCCAUCAUGCUAUUCGCCCAGUCAUUCGGACCAGCCGUGACGAUCGCAAUCGCACAAGUCAUUUUCACCAAUCAGCUCUGGACCAACCUCAGUGGCUUCGUUGAAGGAUUGACUCGAGGAGAGAUGGAGAAGAGUGGUCUGAGUGAGAUUGUGUCAAGUGUGCCAUCAGCAGAAGCGAGGCAAGUUCUUGAAGGGAUUGAUAAGAGUAUCAGCCAGACAUGGUAUUUGGUCGUUGGACUCGCCUGUGCAACCAUGGUUGGGUCAUUAUUGAUCGAGUGGCGAUCGGUUAAGUCGAAGCGCGCAUAG